AUUAAACAAGGAAGAGGGUGGUUUGUUUACACGAUGAAGUUGAUUUUAAAACAGUUUAAGAACUUAGAUGGGUAAUGUUUUAGCUAACAAACUGGAGUGAUUUGAUGCAGUUUGAACAUGGAAUGCUGUGGUUGUAAAUUGGCAAGCUAUCUAGGUAGUUCAACGUUAAUCUCAAUGCCCCACAGCCACUAGCUAGCUAGCUCAUUAGGUAGAGUUUUUGCAUCACGGAUUUGAGAAUAUAGUUGCUAGCGGAAGGUAUAUUUUGUAUUUACUACACAGUGAGCUUGCCAUGCUACCCAGCUAAUAAAGGCUGCAAUGUUUGCUGUCAUUUCACUCCACUGUAAUGAAAUUAAUUUGCCAGAUGGUAGCCAGUCUAUCGAGUGUCAAAACAACGAUUCUUGAAGGGGAGAAUGACUAGUUUACACCACGACAUCAACGUAAAACGUGUGUCUUCACGCAAAAGAUCAAGAGACAGCCUGAGAAAUCAUCUGACGCCGGCUAAGAAAGGGGGCGGACAAUGGGUGCACGACCAAGGGGAUGCAGAAGGGAAAGAACAACCCAUAGUUAGAACUGAAUGCAAGCUCAGCGAGUACUGUAGUGACAACGAGGAUCUCUUUGGAGACUAUGACAGUAUUGUUGGGGAUAGCUCCUUCUUGGCCAAACUUGAGGAUGUGGAGCUCGACAUGGUACAGCACAGAUCUAGUUGUACGCACGAAAGAGAUCCUGCUUUGGAGAAGUAUCCAAAUGUAGAACAGCUGGCGGAAUACCAAGAGCAGGACUUCACUGCUCUGAGGACAGCUGACCACCUGAAACAAGCACAUAAGGAGGCUCUCAGUGAUUAUAACUCCCUGUCAGAUUUAAGGGAGGAGUCAUUUGAGGACCUGCCAAGCUCCCAGAUUGCAUUUCAGCAAGACAUUCUGAAGAGAGCUGAGGUGAAGCAGAAGGGGAGCAACACCUCUAGUCCUGUCGUGAAAAAUGGAAGGAUUUGUGUUACUCCUGAGGGCAAAAGGGAGAAGCAGGUAGCCGACGCCGUUCCCAAGCCAAGGAGGAGCAUGACGGAGCAGUUGAAGAGAGCGAUGUUGGGAAAUGCCGCCACAUCCUCACCAAGCAUCUCCAGAUUGGCUGUUCAGAAGGAGGCAGUAGUGACUGAAGAGAUCAGUGUUGCUGUGCAGGCCAUGGAAUCUGUCUAUACGGAGACUGACCUUGGUCCCUUUUUUGGUCUCCCCAGCAAAGUGAAGGACCUGAUCUCCAAGCUGCGAGGAAUCAAAGAUCUGUAUGAGUGGCAGAAGACAUGUCUGACCCUGGACUCAGUGCAGCAGAGGAGGAACCUGAUCUACUCGCUGCCAACCAGCGGAGGGAAGACUCUGGUGGCAGAGAUCCUGAUCCUCAAAGAGCUGCUGUGCAGAAAGAAGGAUGCACUGUUCAUCCUCCCUUAUAUCUCCCUGGUGCAGGAGAAGGUGCGAGGGCUUGCCAGCUUUGGCCUCGAGUUGGACUUCCUGGUAGAGGAGUAUGCAGGAAGCAAAGGAAAGUUCCCUCCAGUCAAGAGGAGGGCCAACAAUUCCCUGUACAUUGCAACAAUUGAGAAAGGACACAGCCUGGUCAACUCCCUGGUGGAAACUGGACGACUGGACAGCAUUGGCCUGGUGGUUGUGGAUGAGUUGCACAUGCUGGGUGAUGGAAAUAGAGGGGCAAUCCUUGAAAUGACCCUCACAAAAGUUCUGUAUGUCAGCAGAGACACUCAGAUUAUUGGAAUGAGUGCUACUCUUGGAAAUACUGGAGACCUGAAGACGUUUCUGAAGGCAGACAAUUAUACCAAUGACUUCAGACCCGUCCAGCUGAAGGAAUAUGUGAAGCUGAGGGAUAGCAUAUAUGAAGUCAACCCUAUCGAAGAGGAGUGCUUCAGGCUUUCACGGCCUUUAAAUUUCAAAUACUCUGCCAACAUGCAGAAGAUCGACCCAGACCACAUCAUUGCCUUGGUGACAGAGGUGAUACCAAUGCAUUCCUGCUUGGUGUUCUGUCCUACCAAGAAGAACUGUGAGAAUGUGGCAGUGAUGAUCUGCAAGUACCUGAAGAAAGAAUUUUUGGCCCACAAAGAGGGGGAAAAGGCCGUGCUGCUGGAGGAGCUGAGGGCCAGCGGGAACGGAUCCUUGUGCCCUGUCCUGCAGAGGACUGUGCCAUACGGCCUGGCCUACCACCACAGCGGCCUGACGAGUGACGAGAGGAAGCUGGUGGAGGAGGCCUACUCUUCCGGUGUUCUGUGCCUCCUCACCUGCACCUCCACGCUGGCCGCCGGGAUCAACCUGCCUGCACGCAGGGUGAUUCUGCGCUCCCCCUACGUGGCCACAGACUUCCUUAAGAGGAGCCAGUACAAACAGAUGGUGGGCCGAGCCGGGCGAGCAGGCAUUGACACAUCAGGCGAGAGUAUACUGAUCCUACAAGAAAAGGACAAGCUCAUGGCAAAACAGCUUUUGUCCUCACCGAUGGAGAGAUGUUACAGCAACCUUAUGCAUGACAACGGCAAAGGCAUACAGAGCCUUAUCCUGUCCCUCAUUGGGCUAAAUAUAACAAAGAGUCUGGUGGACAUUAAGGAGUUCAUGUCCUUCACUCUGCUCAGUGUACAAGAGGCACAUAUCUGUCAGGAGAAAAGCCUUUGGGACAUUACUCAAGAGUCUGUGCAGUUCCUGAAACAGAAGGGACUCAUCUCGGUCUCUACUGAUCUCGGGAGCAGCACUGUUCUCACAAUCACCAAGCUAGGAAAAGCCACUUACAAGGGUUCGAUAGAUUUGACCUACAGUGACACCUUGUAUAAAGACUUGUUGAAAGGACUGGAGAGUCUGGUGCUGAACAGCUUUCUACACCUGAUCUAUCUGGUAACGCCGUAUGACAUGGUCUCACAGUGCAAACCUGACUGGAUGGUCUAUUACAGACAGUUCUCAAUGCUGUCUGCCUCAGAGCAGAAGAUGUCUGCCUUUGUGGGCGUCCCGGAGAGCUUUGUGGCACGAAAGGCAGCUGGUCAGAGUGUAAAGAAGACAGUGGACACAGUGGUGGUGAACAGACUCUACCUGGCCCUGGUGCUGUUUUCCCUGCUGAAGGAGACUGACCUGUGGAGUGUUUCAGACAAGUUUCAGCUGCCCAGGGGCUUCAUUCAGAACCUGCUGAGUUCCUCCUCUGCCUUCAGCUCCUGUGUGCUGCACUUCACGGAGGAACUGGAGGAGUUCUGGGCUUACAAGGCUCUCUUGACGGAGCUGACCCGGCGCCUCACCUACUGUGUGCAGCCUGAGCUUAUCCCUUUGAUGGAGGUGGCCGGAGUUUUGGAGGUACGAGCCAAGCAACUGUACAAAGCUGGUUACAAGACACUUGCACAUUUGGCCAACGCUGACCCUAACCUGCUCGUCCGCUCUGUGCAGAACCUCUCCAAGAGACAAGCCAAACAGAUUGUGGCAUCUGCCAAAAUGCUGUUGACUGAAAAGGCUGAAGCUCUCCAGGAGGAGGUGGAUGACUUGUUGACCUUGCCCCUCGAUCUCCCUUCAUCAUAAAAACUGCUGUGCGGUGUAUUUAUUAUUAACAAUUUUAUUAUUCCUAUUGUUAUUUUAUGUAUAUAAAACAUUGUAUCUGUAAUAUGAAAUGCUACAUGCAACAAAUAAA
Megalops cyprinoides (Indo-Pacific tarpon) is the source of this 3645-nucleotide messenger RNA. It is a transcript of the gene helq, whose product is annotated as helicase, POLQ like. Gene Ontology annotation, molecular function: ATP binding; nucleic acid binding. NCBI's taxonomy places the organism in Eukaryota, Metazoa, Chordata, Actinopteri, Elopiformes, Megalopidae. The record is from RefSeq and is a predicted model, not a curated record. Bases 411 to 3536 code for a protein of 1041 amino acids. The transcript is spliced from 18 exons.